AUGUUACAGACAUUGGACGAUAACGCACAGCGCAUACAUAAAAAGUCGAUCCCGGAAUAUGAGGAUAUCGACAAUAAUCCCAUUCGUUUUGUAUUUCCUCCAGAGUCUGUAAGCAUUAUGAAUGAGCCUAUUGCCCUCGUCCUUCCUUCCUUCGUAGAGCUUGGUCCACCGCGGACAGCAGCCUUAGGAAGCAGAGAGCCAAGUCAAAGUGAGACACAGAACGAGGAAAACUCAACACGGCUUCACAAGUCACCACAAGAAGAAGCAUUAUCACAAGGAGAAGACAUGAUUCAAGAAGACACGCCCCAGGAGGACAAGCAUCAAGAAGACACAACAUUUUUAGAGUCUCAGACGCUUCCAGAGCAGGAACCAUAUCUGGAGCCAGAGACUUUACAGCCAAUAAAGCGCAAGCGGAACUGGGAACUCUUACAAGAUGUAAAGAAUACACCAGACAUAGAAGAGCUGCAUGGCGGAGAGGAACUUCAACAGAAUACAGCAGAUGAUUCUAAAUUCACAUGCGUCAAUGGUUUCCUCUAUUAUCCGCGUCUUCCGGUUCUGCUUGAAAGCUUAAUCCGUGCUCGAUUGCGCGUUCCUAAAGACAAGGUAAGCUACUGGGCAACCAUGCUGGAAGUUUGGGCAAUCCCCUAUCUUUGGGCACAGACCAUGGCAUCGGAGGACGUUUUAGACGGAAUUGAAGACGAAGAGGUCAAAGACUGGUUCAACCAAAAGGUUCGAAGGUGGCAUUGA
Messenger RNA from Trichoderma aggressivum f. europaeum, 747 nucleotides. RefSeq lists its product as uncharacterized. The transcript has a single exon. The record is from RefSeq and is a predicted model, not a curated record. The coding region runs from base 1 to 747 and encodes 248 amino acids. Lineage: Eukaryota; Fungi; Ascomycota; Sordariomycetes; Hypocreales; Hypocreaceae.